Acytostelium subglobosum LB1 is the source of this 882-nucleotide messenger RNA. RefSeq lists its product as hypothetical. Gene Ontology annotation, molecular function: oxidoreductase activity. NCBI's taxonomy places the organism in Eukaryota, Evosea, Eumycetozoa, Acytosteliales, Acytosteliaceae. The annotation marks the transcript as partial. The record is from RefSeq and is a predicted model, not a curated record. The transcript has a single exon.
ACUAACUAUUUAUUUAAAUAUAUAAUGUCAACAACAAAUAAUAACUCUUUAGUAUUUUAUAUUACAGGCGCUUCAAAGGGUUUGGGCAAAGUGUUCACUCAGAGAUUGUUGGAGAAGGGACAUAGAGUGGUCGCAACAUCAAGGGACACCGAUCAACUAAAGUCUGCAAUCGCCAACAACUCUGACAGUUUCUUGCCUCUCAAGGUCGACCUGGCCACCGAGAAGUCUGUUGCCGACUCAUUGGCCGCAGCAACUGCAAAGUUUGGCCGCAUCGACGUCGUGAUCAACAAUGCCGGCUACAGCAUCGGCGGCACGGUCGAGGAGAUGAGCGACAGCGAGCUGCGCCAGAACUUUGACAUCAACUUCUUUGGCAUGGUCAACGUAAUGAGACAUGUCGCGCCAGUACUGCGCAAGCAAGCCAGUGGCUUUGUGCUCAACAUCUCCUCGAUCGGUGGCUUUGUCGGCAACUACCCUUCGUUCGCUGCUUAUUGCGCCACCAAGUUUGCAGUUGACGGCAUGACCGAGGGAUUUGCUGCAGAGAUGCAGCCAUUUGGAGUGCGCGUGACCACUAUCAACCCGGGAUACUUCCGCACCGAGUUCCUCAACUCAACAUCAUUCAUGUCCACCAAGACCAAGAUUGAUGCCUAUGCCGCCGCGCACAAGUUUGAAGAGGAUCACCGCACUCAGGUCAAUGGCACUCAGCAGGGCGACCCAUCCAAGAUGCUGGACGUCAUCCUUGACCUUGUACAGAACACACCAAUUGACAAGGUUCCCCUUCAUCUCUUUGUUGGACCUGAUGCCGUGGAUAUGGCCAAACAGAAGAUUGAAAGAAUGAGCAAGGACUUGGCUGUCUGGGAUACCAAAGCCAGAUCCACCAGCUUU